GAUAGCAAAACAGCCAAAAUGUUCAGCAAAAUCGUAGCUUUCAGCGCUUUCUUGGCCGCGGCCAGCGCUGGCCACCUCGGUUACGGCCACGCUGUGUCUUCGCAGAACAUCGUUCGCCACGACGAGGGCCACUAUGCCCCAGCCCACUAUGCCACCCCGGCUCACUACGCCCCGGUCCACUAUGCUGCUCCCGUAGUCCACGCCGCCCCUAUUGCUCACUACGCUGCCCCUAUCGCUGCCUACGCCCCUGUCGCUCAUUACGAUGGCCAUGAUGAAUACGCUCAUCCCAAAUAUGACUACGCGUACUCGGUGUCGGACCCGCACACCGGCGACCACAAGUCGCAGCACGAGUCCCGUGACGGCGACGCCGUGCACGGCUUCUACGAGCUGGUCCAGCCCGAUGGCUCCGUGCGCAAGGUCGAGUACACCGCUGAUGACCACAACGGUUUCAAUGCUGUGGUGCAUAACUCAGCCCCCACCAUCCACGCCGCCCCAGCCCAUGACUACCAUCAUUAUUGAGAGGAAUAAGCGUCGAGUUAUUUAUUUCAAAACUUUUUUUAUAUUUUGUAAAUAUGUGAGUGUGAGAAGUCUGUAAGCAAAUGAAUCAUGAUUUUAUAAAAUAAAUGAGAGUAUGAUUUUAUAGUAUUUCGUCCAUUCGUGGGUUUGUAGCUAGGCUAGAUGAAUAGCCAGCUAAAAAAUAUUGGAAAACUUAAAGUUUCAAUUUGUAAAAUAUGAUACCAUUAGAUUCCAAAAUCUGCAUCAUUUUAAGGAGGCGCCUUGAAAAUAAAGUCAAUUGGUUCUUAAUUCAUAUUUUACGAAUUUGAACAUUACUUACUUUAAUAAUUAUUUGAAUUGGUUACUUUCUAGGCAUUUCCAACUUUAUAAACAUACAAUUAUUACAUAAAAUUAAAAUUAUUACCUAACAACUCUAUUAUUUUUACAAUUUGUGAUAACAUGGGGAUUUGAAAACCCAAUCGCUCUCGCGUUUCACCAGAACAAUCAUUCAACGCGUUGCAGCUUGUGGCGAGCUGCUGGAGAGUAGUGUUGUGAGUCUACCUGAGCGCUCCUGGACGAGCCAUUUUGUGGCACAUGAUGUGCAAUCAUAAGUGGCGAGUUGGCUAUAUGUUUUAAGUCCAGUGACACUUCUCUACCCCCAACCCUCUGUACCGGUGUUGCCCUUGGGCCAUCUUUGAUAUCACUUUUUAUGGGGGUCCAUCUUAUGGAGAUAGAGGGUGAGUCACCGUCUGCCAGAGAUAAAAUUGGAUAGGUACCGUAACCUAUCGCUUUUACCCAGUGGCCUAGUAUAUUUUACAUUGCAUUAACUCUCAAUAAUCUUUACAGCCUGGUGAGUGCUGCCUCUGUCUGCGUCCUACACACGCAGCGGCUACGUGUUGGCUAUAGCUUUGGCUGGCUAUAGAAUGAGAGUAUGUGCGGUAUCCACAUAUUAGAUUUUAAUAGUAAUAUUAAUUCAUCAACUUAUGCACAAAAAAAAUUAUGUAAAUUAACUAAUUGAUUAUAUUCAACCUUGAGUGAAGAAAGAAGUGUUGAGUAAAAAAAAAAAACUUUGCAAAUCAAGAAAAAAGUAAAUAUUCCGAAACUAAGCGCGAGGCCAUGUUUCAAACAUAUAAGGGAAAUGUAAAUAUCCAUAUGAAAAUAUUUAUCCCAGCAGAAGGGUGUGCAACAUUUGAAUCAAAGGGGUGAAAAAACCCUACCAGUACGAACUAACAUGUGAUACCUUCGCGGGAGUAGCUUUUCGGUUAAAGAUAACAGUAUAUCGAUAUUAACACUACCAUUUCAUUGCUAACCGCUGAUCUAAAUUGAUAAAUGGUGGAGCUGUUUUGGCAUUUGUGUUAAUUUAGCAAAGUGUCAAGCCAUAAUUCUGGUCAGCCAGCGCCAGAUUUCUAUGCUUAGUAUAACAGCUGUACUGUACCGAUUCUGUUUGAUGAGUCUCUCAUACCCGUGUGCACUAAAGCUAAUAAUUUGGGAUGAAUUUUUGAUUCUACCCUUUGCAUGAGCGGCCAGCUAGUUCGUGUGAGUCGGAAGGUUUCAGGCAAUCUAAGGACUAUACAAAUUUAAAUAAAUCUCCCACUGAGCACCAAAAAGAUGCUGGUACAGGCGUUGAUUUUGCCAAUUAUUAAUUAUGGUGAUGAGUGCACAAUGAAUGUUACAAUAACAGCAUACGGUUUAUCUUUGGCUUGCGUAAAUACGAUCGUAUUACCUUUUACCGCCCCCAGCUCAACUGGCUCUCCAUCCCCUGUAGAUCGCUUCGAAUACUUUGUACCCUAUUUUCAAUAUUGUUUCAGCUUUCUGCUCCUGGAUAUCUAAAAAUUAAGUUCCUGUUUGACACCCCUCGUCCCGGUUGUGAGCUGCGUACAUCUUGUGUUCACAAACUCUCAAUUCCUGCUCAUCGCACUGGGUUUAUGUCUAACCCCUUUGCUGUCCAGGCGAGUCGUCUUUGGAAUUCGUUCCCUCUCAGUAUAAGACAAGCCCGAGGAAGUUAGCUUUCAAGCAAUAAGUAUCUGCUGAAACAAGAGUUCGAGUAGCGUCC
Cydia pomonella (codling moth) is the source of this 2548-nucleotide messenger RNA. Its product is annotated as cuticle protein 8-like. Gene Ontology annotation, cellular component: extracellular matrix. NCBI's taxonomy places the organism in Eukaryota, Metazoa, Arthropoda, Insecta, Lepidoptera, Tortricidae. The transcript has 4 exons. The coding region runs from base 19 to 519 and encodes 166 amino acids. The record is from RefSeq and is a predicted model, not a curated record.